This is a messenger RNA of Suillus clintonianus, 2820 nucleotides long. Its product is annotated as 1-phosphatidylinositol-4,5-bisphosphate phosphodiesterase 1. The transcript is spliced from 10 exons. Gene Ontology annotation, molecular function: calcium ion binding; phosphatidylinositol-4,5-bisphosphate phospholipase C activity. Gene Ontology annotation, biological process: lipid metabolic process; phosphatidylinositol-mediated signaling. Bases 1 to 2820 code for a protein of 939 amino acids. Lineage: Eukaryota; Fungi; Basidiomycota; Agaricomycetes; Boletales; Suillaceae. The record is from RefSeq and is a predicted model, not a curated record.
AUGAGCAGUACGCCCAGAACACUCUCUUCACCAGAAGAGCAACCGACGUUGACACUUGUCGUUCCUAAUUUACCGGGUACAUCGAGCUCUCCUAUCCCACCACCCAUACAGCGCAUCGCUGAAAAGUCAUCCAUGGCCGACGGAACUGUUCCUCUACCGCUAAGAGAAGGAGUACAGAUGACCAAAGUCUCUCCUAGAAAGCAGAAGAGCUACACAUUUAAACUAGAUCCCGAACAAGGUCAAAUCAGAUGGCAAUCCAAGAAACUGCGGAUCAUCCCUAUCGAGAAUAUCAAGGAGCUUCGCUUCUCAUCCGACGCCCGCUAUUAUCGCCAACAAUUUCAACUUGCGCAGGAUUAUGAAGAUAGAUGGAUUACCAUCAUCUACAUUCUCAAUGGUGCCUAUAAAACCCUUCAUCUGAUCGCUUCCACUAAGGAGGUAUUCCGGAUGUGGGACAUCACACUGAGGAAACUCUACGCAAUACGCCAAGAACUUAUGACGGGUCUUGGGAAUGAAGAGAUCAGGCAUGCGAUCUGGGAGAAGCAGUACUGGACGGCAUCGGAUGAGUCGAGUGACCAAAAGUUGCACUUUGAUGAAGUGGAGAAGCUCUGCAGACGCUUAAACGUCAACACUUCGACAGAGGAAUUGAUGCGGCUGUUCAAGCAAGCAGACACAAAGGGCCAGGGAUUCCUUAACUUCUCUGACUUUCAGUGCUUCGUCAAAUUGCUUAAGGCGCGCCCAGAUAUCACCCUUUUAUACAAGAAACUAUGUCCCAAGGAUGGCAGGGCACUCGAUUUUAGCGUCUUUGAGCAUUUCAUGCGGGAUACCCAGAAGUCUACACUGUCCCAACCUGAGCUUUUGGAACUGUUUACCCGUUACGCCAAAAAACUGGAUGGUGAGACUCUGUCAUUAGCCGUCAGCCCACAACACUCUCCUCCCCUGUCCAAUGGAUCUGCAUCCCCUCCCGCAAGACUGCUCUCCCCUCCACUGACUACUUCUCCCCCGUCCGCUGCAUUCUCACCACUCCUCACCGCCUCAUCACCUCCCAUCGACGCAUCAGUGGCCUACAUAGAUCACAAACUUUCCGUCUUUGCUCAGUCCCCCAUGUCGCUCGAUGGAUUCACCUCAUUCCUUCUGUCUUCUGACAAUCCGGCCUUCACAGAGCAGCAAGGCAAAGUAUGGCAUGAUAUGACGCGUCCACUUUCAGAGUACCUCAUCUCUUCCUCGCACAAUACAUAUCUUACCGGCCACCAACUCGUUGGAUCUAGCACAAUCGAGGGCUACAUCCGGGCACUUCUCCACAGUUGCCGUAGUGUUGAGAUUGACGUGUACGAUGGCGAUACUGAGCCGAUGGUAUUUCAUGGAAAAACGUUCACUUCUAAAGUUCCAGUGAGAGAAGUGUGCGAAGCGAUCGCAAAGUACGCUUUCGUUACAUCUCCGUACCCCGUCAUCAUAUCUGCGGAAAUCCACUGCUCGGUGCCGCAGCAGGAGAUGAUGGUGGAGGUCAUGCGCGACGUAUUCCAAGAUGUGCUUGUCAGUGCACCUGUGGAAGGACGCCCAACGUUAGAAGUUCUCCCAAGCCCGGAGCACUUGAAAGGGAAGGUGCUGUUGAAGGCAAAGAACCUCUACGUCUCAGAGAACGAACCCAUCCGUACGAAAGAAAUCAGCGUCGACGCAGAAUCUUCUUCUACGGAAACAUCCACAGACUCAGAUGUCGUUCAAGACAUCAGGGACGAACGGAUAAAGCCAAGAUUUGAAAUGGACGCUAUUAAUGGUGAGAUACGCGACGAAUUCCGGAAGGCUCGCAGUCUCUUCGAUCGUGUUCGCGCUGGACAUUCCCGCAAUACGCCUGGCGUGGCUGCUGCUCUUGCUGUGCCGACUGCGACCUCUUUAGCGAUAUCUGAGCCUGCUCGAUCGGAUUCUCGCGGUGUCAGCAAAGUGAAGAUGUCAGCUGCUGUUGCAAACCUCCUUGUAUACACCGUUGGUGUGAAGUGCCGAGGCAUUAAUAAGAAAGAGCACUACGCACCGGAACAUAUGUUCUCUCUCUCAGAGAAGACGGCCAACAAGGUGAUCAAAGAAGGGAUGGUGGAUCUUAUCAAGCACAAUCGGACGCAUAUGGUUCGAAUAUAUCCAAAGGGCUUGAGGGUGAACUCGUCCAACUACUUGCCCCAUCGUUAUUGGGCGGCUGGCGCGCAGCUGGUGGCUAUCAACUGGCAGACGUUUGAUCUGGGCUACAUGAUCAACCAUGCCAUGUUCCAGCGCAAUGGGCGAGCGGGCUACGUCUUGAAGCCCCUGGCUCUACGUACGCAUGACAAGGAAUUGUUAUCCCGGCAUACACAACAUUCGCUUGACAUAAAGGUCAUCUCCGCUCAACAGCUUCCUCGCCCGAAAGAUUCCCUUGGGCAUGAGAUCAUGGAUAAGUCCAUGGUGGACCCAUACGUCGAAGCCUCUAUCCACGUUCCCGAUUGGGGUUACGCCACACAUUCCCAAUCAUCACCUGCUUCUGCCACCCCUUCACCCUCCUCCUCUGGCUCUACUGGCCGGCUGUUGUCUCGACGCACCAACUCGGUGAAGAACAAUGGCUUCAACCCUAUCUGGCAAGAAACACUGAGCCUUCCGUUUGACUGUGUUGGGGACAUGUUUGAUUUGAUCUUUGUGCGCUUUGCGGUGCGCAGGGAUGGCGACAGUGACGAAGAGCCGAUUGCGGUGUAUUGCGCCAGCCUUGGAAGUUUGGCGAUGGGCUAUCGACAUCUCCCCCUGCACGACACACAACUUUCCCAGUAUCUCUUUUCUACUCUUUUCGUAAGAUGUGCUAUCAACUGA